CCAUGCGCCACCGCUACGAAAUUUGGUGGUUGAAGCCACUUCAUAAACGUCAGUAAUCUCCCCUAUAAUCUUCGGUUCGGACGUUCACCCUGAUAUGAUAACGGUUAUCUUUUUGAUAUCGUCGCGAAUGCGACUCUCAAGGAGAUUGUGAAUUCGGCAAUAUGUUCAGGGUCUUGAGGAACGCAAGAGGAUUCUUCAAACCCUUCGGGAUUGACGUGAAAUGCGUGAGCGAGUUUCUGUACAGCAGAGAGGUUAGGGACGCCAGGAAGAAUGGCCUUCCAAUUGUUGCACUCGAGACAACAAUUGUCACACAUGGGAUGCCAUAUCCUGAUAAUUAUGAGACAGCUGUCAGUGUUGAGAAUGUGAUAAGGAGAAAAGGAGCAGUUCCCGCAACAAUUGGGAUAAUUAACGGUGAAAUUCACGUGGGACUCACCGAGCAGCAGAUAAAUACACUGGCUGUGGAGGCUGGGGGUCCCCAGGGUGCCAUAAAAUGCUCGCAAAGGGACAUUUGUGGUGCUGUGGCUGGAAGAAAAAACGCUGGAACCACCGUUGGAGGUACUGUGACAAUAGCUCAACUGGCUGGAAUUCCUGUGAUGGCAACUGGAGGCAUCGGCGGGGUUCACAGAGGGGCUGAAGAAACGUUCGAUAUUAGUUCGGAUUUGGUUGUCCUGGGGAGGACUCCAGUGGCUGUUGUCUGCGCUGGAGUCAAAGCCAUUCUCGAUAUUCCUAAGACUCUGGAAUUUCUGGAAACACUGGGUGUGCCAGUGAUGGCGAUAGGAGAUACAGAAACAUUCCCAGCGUUUUACAGCCGCAGCACCUCGGAUUACCUGAAAUCCCCAGCUAAAGUAUCUGGAUAUCAACAAGCUGCUGAGUGUAUAAAAGCUCAGAGGGAUUUGGGAUUAAAUUCGGGUCUGGUUUUUGCUGUUCCCAUUCCACAAUCAGCCUCCCUUGACCCAGUGGAGAUCGAGGGAUUCAUUCAAAUGGCCCUGAGGGAGACUGAGAACAGGAAAAUCCGGGGAAAAGCAGUCACACCUUAUUUAUUGAAGAGAAUAACUGAAUUGACCGAGGGAAAAUCACUGGCAGCGAAUAAAAUUCUCAUUCAGAAUAACGCAGCCGUGGCCGCAGAAAUAUCCAUCCACUUAUCUAAAUUACUUAAUCAAAGUGAGGAAAAUUAUGCUAAUGAUAUUAAAAGAAGAAUUCCCGGUGCACCAGUAGUAAUUGGAGGAGCAGUCAAGGACACUCUGCUGCAAUGUGAGGACACCUCUCUCAAAUUUGAUGGCAGAACACACAAGGGAAAGAGCCGGAAGGGCUAUGGAGGAGUUGGAAGGAACAUUGCCGCUGCUCUCGUUGCACUUGGAGUGGAAGGGACCAAGUUCCUGUCGGUUGUUGGUGAUGAUGAGGCUGGAAGGACUAUCGUGAAGGAUCUGGCGGGGGCUGGGGGGACUGUGAGAGUUUUACCGGGUGGAACUACUGCGAGCUACACCGCAGUAGUCGACAGAUCGGGUGAAUGUCGUUUUGCUCUAGGUGAAAUGGAUAUUUUUGAUUCAAUCGACGUAUCCCUCGUGCACGAGAAUCGAUCGGCCCUCGAACAAGCACAGCUCAUAAUUCUCGAUGGUAAUCCACCAGUCGACACUGUCCACCGGGUCAUCGACACUGCUGUUAAUUACCAGAUACCCGUCUGGUAUGAACCUACGGACGUCAGGAAGGCCUGCAAAAUAUUCGACGCUCAUCCUGAGUGGGGAAAGAUCCUCCACUGCAUCACCCCCAACGUGAAAGAACUCUUCGCAAUGUCUGAGUAUUUUUCGAUAAUGAAAAUGGAGGAGAUUCCUCCCGACGGAGCUGUCGAAGUGAUCACUGAUGUCGCGGAAAAAUUGGCUGAGCACAUUCCGGUUGUGAUAGCAACAAUGGGGGCCCAGGGAGUUCUGAUCGCGCGAAAAGGGUCGAAAUCCGAUGUUUUCUACGCGAAAAUCAGCGACAAAUUGUCCCUAAUGGAAACUGGAGAUAUCCAGAGCAGACUCUACCUUCCAAUUUCAACAAUUACUGAACACUCCAGGGGAAAUAAAUUCAGUGUGAGUGGCUGUGGCGACUGUCUAGUCGCAGGAAUUACCUCUGGAGUUCUGCGAGGAUUAAACGAAGAAUCCUGCGUAUCCUUAGGGCUCAAAGCUGCUGGUCUGUCCCUAGAAUCCACCGACGCAGUCCCCCUUUCCCUCAAAAUGCUGUGGUAAGAUAAAUAAAAACGUAUUUUUCUAAAAAAAAACAGUAGACGAGGAAUUAUUGAAAAUAAAAUGCUUCUGCAUUUUUUAUGUUUUAAUAAAAUAUGGGUAACAUUAACAGAUAGUGUUCAAAGAAAACAAAUUGUGAAGUAAAUGGAGAACAAUAUUUCAUGAAUUAUUUCUUCAAUUUCUUGGGGUUUUCCUCAACUGGUUCCUUCUUAUUCACGAUUUUUCUAUUGAAUUUUUU
Molecule: messenger RNA, 2460 nt
Organism: Diachasmimorpha longicaudata
Lineage: Eukaryota; Metazoa; Arthropoda; Insecta; Hymenoptera; Braconidae
Exons: 9
Coding region: 162-2225 (687 amino acids)
Molecular function (GO): pseudouridylate synthase activity
Source: RefSeq, a predicted model, not a curated record